GGCGGGGCCGCCGCCCGCACUUGCGGGAAGGAUGGAAGCGGAGGGUCGGGCGCCGGGGCCGACGCUGCCCCCCGCUGGCGGGAGAGGGCUCGAGCACCUCGCGGGUGUCCCCGGUGCGACCCCGACGCCGCUGCUCACCGCCUCCGCCGAGGUGCUGGAGUUCGAUGACGAGGAGGACGACCUGGAGGUGUUCAGCAAGGAUACGUCACUGGCAGAGGCAAACUCAUUCAGUCCUUCAAUGCCAAUAUCCCCCUCAUCUAUGAUAAACCAGUAUAAAUUUGAAGAUGAACCAGAAUUAAAAGAUCUCUUCAUUACUGUUGAUGACCCUGAAAGCCACAUUACAGCCAUUGAAACAUUUAUUACGUACAGAGUAGUCACAAAGACAUCUCGUGGUGAAUUUGACUCCUGUGAAUAUGAGGUCCGACGCCGAUAUCAGGAUUUUCUUUGGUUGAAGAGCAAACUUGAAGAAGCACAUCCAACACUUAUUAUUCCUCCAUUGCCAGAAAAAUUUGUGAUGAAAGGAAUGGUGGAACGAUUUAGUGAUGAAUUCAUUGAGACUCGGAGAAAAGCUCUACAUAAAUUUUUGAACCGCAUUGCUGAUCAUCCAACUUUAACUUUUAAUGAAGACUUCAAAAUUUUUCUUACUGCACAGGCCUGGGAACUCUCCUCGCACAAGAAGCAGGGUCCAGGUUUGCUGAGCAGAAUGGGACAGACCGUAAGAGCUGUAGCAUCCUCAGUAAGAGGAGGAGUUAAAAAUCGUCCUGAAAUGUUUACAGAAAUGAAUGAUUAUAUGGAAACAUUUAGUCACAAAAUAAACGUACUGGACAAAAUAGCUCAUAGAAUUUACAAGGAAGAAAGGGAGUAUUUUAAUGAAAUGAAGGAAUACGGCCCCAUCUACACACUUUGGUCAGCAUCAGAAGAAGAUAUAGCAGACUCCCUAAAAGGCGUCGCCAGCUGCAUUGACAAAUGUUGCAAGGCUACAGAGAAACGAAUGGCGGGGCUCUCUGAAAAUCUGCUACCAGUCAUACAUGAGUAUGUUCUCUACAGUGAAAUUCUGAUGGGUGUUUUGAAAAGGAGAGACCAAAUUCAAAGCGAGCUUGAUUCUAAAGUUGAUGCUUUAGCCAAUAAAAAGGCAGACAAGGAUCUGUUCUCAGAGGAGAUUGGGAAACUUGAAGAUAAAGUAGAAUGUGCCAAUAACGCUCUGAAAGCAGACUGGGACAGGUGGAAGCAAAACAUGCAGUACGAUAUGAGAUCAGCGUUCACUAAGGUGUCUGACAAUAAUCUCCGUUAUUAUGAAGAGAUACAUGUUGAUGUCUAUGUCUUCCAGUCUUCCAACCUUCUUACGGGUUGUCCACUAGCCUCAGUGUAAAAUCAGUGUCCUGGUUUUACAAAUCAUUUUGUUAGAACAUAAUUGAAAAGACAGAGCUCUUGAUCAUCAAGUAUAGUUAAUUAGGAUGCAGCCUGUGAGAUGUGUGGACAUUGACAAUCUGUUGUUACAUAUGAAGAUCAAAAUAUUUUCUGAAAUCGGGCAGCAAACUUUUGACAUCCUCUCACAUUUUUUACAGCUACUGAUGAUCUCCGGUUUCUAUAUCAUGAAUAUGUAUGUUAAAUCAGUGCUAAAUAUAUUGGAAUAUUUUGUUCAUGAACGAUUAGCUAAAUUAAAACAACAAUAAUUCUUUUUGUCUCUUUUCUGUCUAAAAAUGCUUUUUGCUGAAUUAGAAUUUCAUUUCAGAAUGUCAAAGCUCAUAGCGUACAUGAAAUUAUUAUCACUAAGUCAAAGAUGUGAAAAAUGGUUCAACUAUUUCUAUAGGUACCAGUGGCUCUCCUUAAAUAGUCUCUGAAAUACUGGACAAAUCAGUUUACACUGAGACAUUAUUCUUUGUUGGUGCUUUUCUUGAAAACUUUAAAUGGUUUUCCUGUUACGAUCCGAUUGAUCCAGAUUUUAGAAAAAGUAUCUUUCUGUAUGGUUAAUAACAAACAUUAGGCUAACCAAGCUGAAAAGUGAGGGCUUAUCAGGUUUUGUUUCUGUUUUUUGUUUUUGUUUUUAGCAGAAAAUCAUUAUCUCAAUUCUGGCAUUCGAGAGAUUUUGGUAAAAUUAAAUUGGGGAGUUUGAGGAGUUUUUAUCUAAAAUGUGCAAUUUUUUUUUAUUUUUUAUUUUGAGACCUGUUUUUAUUGCCUGUGGUUAAUUACUGGCGAAGACCUUGUAUUACAAAUGAUAGGUCCUGCAGUCCUGAAUACAACAGGAGACAAACAAACAGACAAAACAUUAGCAUCUUCUUUUGCUUGCUGCCUAGAGGUAAAACCUCAGGAAGGAAAUCUCAGAAAUCUGUGCAUCAGAAUAUGAUUCUUAUGCUUUCCAUAAAAAAUGAAGUCCUACCUUAAAGAUAAACAUUUGAGUAAGAAGUGUUUCUUGGUUUCUACGGCUAUGGAAUUUCAGUCUCUUUGGCUCUCAGUGUAACAGGCACUAAUUAAUGCCCCAUGUUGCAAGUUUAUGGGGUGCUCCUGUGCAGACCUAUGAGAACAAAGUCCUUCCUCUCAUACUGUACAAUCUGAACAAUACAUCUGCAUAUGAUGCCAUUUAACAGCCCAGUAUUACCAUGACUGAGCAGUCACUUGCAGUUCCUGUAGUUGGUCUACAUGAAGUUCUCUUCUUCCUUCUCUUUCAAAAAAGAGUUGAAUACAUGCUAAGUCUCUCCAUAUGCAAGAUUUAGAGCUAUUAACUUACUGUAUUAAAAUGCCAUACCAUUUCUUUUACUGCUUUUUCCCAUGCCCUAGGUACAACACAAUGGUCUGAAUUAGCACACCGCUUAGCUCACAGGAGAUACAAUCUUCCCAAUGGUUGAAAUCACAAACUAUCCACAGGGCAGAGCAUACAGCUGAGAGAGCAGAUUGUCACCAGGUCUUUCCAUUAAGGUAUAGAUAUUCUCCAGCGCCCUUGUGACAGAGCAUUAUGAAAACCAAGAUACAAAGUUCUUGUUACUUAACUAGCGUAUCUGAAGUCAUCCUGGUUCAUAUUAGCCAACAAUCCGGGCACCCAGGAAUGUUGUACUUUGGCUUCAAAGAACAAUAGCAAUUAAACAUUUACCAAUUGGUUUUUCUUAAUGUUUGCCAUAGUCUCUGGGAUAUUUGCAAAAAGAAAAAAGAAGUAUUUAAUUUUCUCAGAAAAAACUUUGUUAACAUAUUCAGAGAAAAAGAAAGUAAGACCGGAGUAAGUAGGAGCACAGUCCAAAUACUGCUCAGACACUGUAAAUCCAGCAAAUACACCCAUUUGGUUUUCCAUUGCUUAUAAGGCACUCUAAUAAAUGCAGGAAUAAUGUUUUCCACCUUCACCCCCUAUAAUGUAGAAUGAUAUCUAAUUAGUUUUGGCAUUGAAAUAACAUGUUUUUUUCCUUGUGCUAAGAUACAUCUUUUAAAGUGUAGCCUCUGAUUUUGUAUUUGCCAUGUCCAACUGUUUAAACAUUUGCAGAUUAAUCUAAUAAGAAGUUAGAUUUGAUAGAGUAGUAAGAGUCUUGUUGGUAUUCACACAUCUUACUUUUUUCCAAAAACCUAAAAUAAAUGGUUUCCUGAUUUUCUUAACUAUUUCAAGCAUAACUGAGUUUAUUUCAGUUAUCUACAUUAUUGUGCAGACAUAAAUUGAUCCAAAUGAUUCAUUAGGUCAAAACAAUACUUCCCAUUAAAGUAACUUUAUUCUAACUCAAAAGCCCACAUGUACCCAUCUAGUGUAAGCUUUAGGAAAAUAGAUUAGAUGUGGUGUUUGCCCCGGAGGCCUCUGUGACGUAUAUAACAAGUCAUUGGGUCAGCAGUGUUAGCUGCUUACACAUGUUGAUCACAUCCUACCUUAGCAAUGCCCAGGCAUUUAGCUAACAAACUUCCUGUGAUAUUCAGAGGCUCCCACAUGGCUGAGCCAGUUUGUCACUGCAGAUGUCAUUUCAAAUCUGGGGUCCGUCUUUGAACCAUCAGUCAUUUCAGACAUAGAAAUUUAUUUUAAAUACUUUUAGGAAUAUUUUUUAUAUAUAGUGGGUAUCAGCAUUUUUCUAUUUGUAUACACUCUAGUUUUUCUUUCCUUGCACCCAGAAACUAUGAAUGUCUCUCUCUCUCAAACACAGAAGACUUCAUUUUCAGAUUCUACUCUAGGAAAUGUCAUCACAAAGGAUAUUUUUAAGGUAUUAACCAUGGAAAACAGGGAACUGGAACACAUGGCAUAUGACACAUUGCUUCUGUUAUCAUCCCUACUACAUGUUCUAUUUUUAAAUCUUUUUAGUUAGAUAUGCAGUUGUAUAUGGGAACCUCUUAAUGCUGUUUCUAAAAAUGGUGUUGUAAAACAGAUGUGCAGAACAGUAGUAAUCAAUAUUUUAGGUAAAAUAGCACUAUUUAAGCACUUUCAUUUUGUAUAUUUAGAUUUUCUAAUGUAUUCUGCAGCGCUUUUACAAGUAAUUGGAUUAUGAAUUUCAACACUAUGCAUGCACAUUUAAUUUCCUGGGUUUGGUUUUUCUUUUUGUCUCCUUUCUGUCUCUUGUGAAAGUGGGCAUAUCCUCUGUUUAGAUCUCCAUUUUCACCCUCCCUGGAGAACUCCAUAAAAGCAUUCUGUAAUAAGGCUGAAGUGUACAUCAGUAACAAAAUGUCGUUUAUGCAGUUCAUGCUUCACGAUAUAAAAAGCUUGAGCCUAAGGCACAGAGACCUACUUUUGUUUUGGUACGGUUAAUUAUAAAACUUGUCAGCUGUAGAAACACUAUGAUGUCUGACAGUGAGACGAGCCACCAUUGCUCUUACAUUUUGGAAAAUGUGUUUUGGCUAUAUAAAUGAGGAUAAAUUAAAAACCAAGUAACUUCUGUAACAGAAAAAGAUGCUCUGCAUCUUUGUCUGAAAGGACUUUGGUAAGUUGUAUCUAUCUGGACAAGCAACAUAGUGUGACUGCAUUUUAACAUAUGCAUUUUGGCUCAGUGUUGCAAAGAUAAUAGGGAGCCAUUUUUACAUUCCAGACAGUAAAUAAGAUGUAUGUACUUUAACACACAUUACUGAAAUUACAAAAUGAUAAAACAUGAAAUUAUAUAAUAUAAAUUAAACUGUGGCUCAGAAAAAAAUAAUAAAUACAGUCAUUCAUUGUCAACAAAA
Molecule: messenger RNA, 5112 nt
Organism: Gallus gallus (chicken)
Lineage: Eukaryota; Metazoa; Chordata; Aves; Galliformes; Phasianidae
Gene: SNX7
Product: sorting nexin 7
Exons: 9
Coding region: 32-1369 (445 amino acids)
Molecular function (GO): phosphatidylinositol binding
Source: RefSeq, a predicted model, not a curated record